GAACAAAGCCGAGCUGCCUGUCACGCACAUGCAUAUAAUCAAUGUUUUCAGCCGAGUUAACAUAGAUAUACACCUAAAUGUUAUGUACACAAGUAGCAGGCUUGCUCGUCGAGAAAUUUCAAUGCCGGCAAUUUUCAAGCCAGGUACGAUUGUUAAUUGCCUACAUACCUAGGUAGUAUUUCUCCAUGUCCCACGACGUCACGCACCAAUUCAAUCCCUCCCAUCCCAUUACUGGUAGUUUGUCACGAUGAACUCCACCUCUCUUCCUCGCCAAUCGUUGCUCUUAGUCUUCCUCUUCCUCCUCACUCUCUCCGUUCCUUCCUAUGCGAUAAGUCUCCCUCGUCUCUCUUCUUCUUCAUCCCACAAUGGACGUUCUUAUUUCCACCGUCUACUCGACCUUCCCUUCGCAUGGGCCUCUAAAGGGUCUAGAGACAACCCAAAUCAAUGGCUCGACGCCCACCCAAACCUCCUCAAGGGUUUACGAAGAUAUGAAGAUGAGGUUGUGAUACGAUUCAACGUAUCAACAGAAGCGCAUGAAGCAGCAUUGAGGAAGGCUAUCGACCAGAUGUUACUUGACGUCUGGGAUUUCGCCGAUAAUUAUACUGACAUCCGCCUCGAAGCUCGUCGCAUUCGACCGUUGAUGGGCAUACUCCCUUCUUCGCUACAGGACAACCACUUCAUCCUGAUUCCCGAUCUAGCUCGUGCGGUCGCUGCUACUUAUCCCUCGAAUGGCCCCGCCCGCUCCAUUAUCCAGUCGCAUUCGAACGACCGAGGAAUCACCCCCGCGAAUGACAUACCCUCACCUGAGAAGCGGGGUGUUGACGAUAUAUUUUUUCACGACUACCAGCCGCUUUCUGUCAUUUACACGUGGAUGAAGCUGCUGGACUCUAUGUUUAGGGGUCGUGGGUUGGUUCGGAUGAUCAGCAUUGGAAAAUCGUACGAGGGGCGUGACAUCGCAGCGUUGAAGAUAGGCAUACCAACAAGCGAUACAUCCAAAAGAGGCCCAGGAGGUCCCAAGAAUACCAUUCUUAUCACUGGAGGAAUUCAUGCAAGAGAGUGGAUAUCUACGAGCACAGUAAAUUAUGUUGCUUGGUCCUUUAUCAGGACUAUCGACGAGGACCCGAUGAUAGUCAAGAUACUUGAACACCUUGACAUUGUUUUCAUUCCCGUCCUAAAUCCGGACGGGUACAAAUAUAGCUGGGAAGUUGACCGGUUAUGGCGCAAAAACAGGCAACGCACGAAGAUGCAGUAUUGCCCCGGAUUUGACUUGGACCACGCCUUUGGCUAUCAAUGGGACGCAACGGACCACCAGACCGAGCCAUGUUCGGAAAGUUACGGUGGUGACCAAGCGUUCCAAGCGAUUGAAGCUGCUCAACUUGCGGAUUGGGCCCGGAACGAGACGCAGAAUGGCGUUAACUUCGUUGCUUAUUUAGAUCUCCAUUCGUAUUCUCAGCAAAUCUUAUACCCAUAUGCAUACUCGUGCAUCGACCAUCCGCCUAAUAUUGAAAAUCUAAAAGAGGUGGCCAUGAAUCUAGCUAAGCAUAUGAGGCUGUCUAAUGGCGAAGUUUACACUACAGCGACAGCUUGCGAGGGUGCUGUAGCGAGUAAUAUGCAAGAAGGCCGCGUCCGAGACAAGGGAAGGGUUCGAGUCGAAGCCGGCGGGGGUUCAGCCAUUGACUAUAUAUUCCACGAGUUUGGGGCUCGAUAUAGCUACCAGAUCAAGCUUCGAGACACGGGGAGCUACGGCUUCUUGCUCCCAAGGGAAUAUAUUAUCCCGACAGGUGAAGAAUUAUACCAAGCAAUGAAGUAUUUCGGGGAUUAUCUACUUGGCAAUAACGGCCACGAAUCAUGGGAUCAUUCUGCCCCUAUUAAAGUUGACACUAAACAGACCGAUCUAACCCCUGAGGAAGACGGCGUCGUGGAACUUCGACGACGCCGUCGAAGGAAAUGCAUCGACUGCAUAUAAGAAAUUUAGUUUAUUUAUAUUUAGGAAAUCUAUUUUACAUCUAUUUAGCAUUGUAUUCGGCGUGACAUCACAUUAUUUUUCCUUGGUCUUUAAUAUUCUGUUUUCUUCUUACGAUCUCGCUCCCAGGGAGGCAUUGCACGUGCUAUUCAAAAGGCGCUCGCAGGACGCUAUCCGCAGUCGUGACGAAUUAACCCAUAGUUGGCCGGGUUACAAGAUACACGAAAGAGAUGGUGUGACAACAUUAUGUAAAGAUUAAUCAUAGUGAACAUGUCGCGUUUAC
Molecule: messenger RNA, 2246 nt
Organism: Hypoxylon trugodes
Lineage: Eukaryota; Fungi; Ascomycota; Sordariomycetes; Xylariales; Hypoxylaceae
Exons: 1
Coding region: 248-1966 (572 amino acids)
Biological process (GO): proteolysis
Molecular function (GO): zinc ion binding; metallocarboxypeptidase activity
Source: RefSeq, a predicted model, not a curated record